AUGUUCGACAGCAUAGACGACAUAAGGCUAUCUGAUAUACUGUUUGGAAGCGACAUAGAUGCAAGCCAUUGCAGCAAAGUCUCUAAGAAAAAGGAAGAGGAGAAGAGCAUGUGGAAGAAGAAUGUUCGGCACUACAAGAUUCUCUCUGUUGACCAAAUAUCUGCAUUGGAAGACUUUUUCAUUAGUAAGCAGCUGCCUAUAACAAAAACAAAUAUAAAGCAUGCAUCAAAGGCUCUCAAGAUCCCAUACCAGAGAUCUGUAAACUAUCUUUACAAUAAGUACAAGAAAGCCCAGGAGAAUGCCGAAGACUUCUACCACAGAUGCAUCCACGAGUUUGGAUUAAUAAUGCAAAAUGUAGAAAAAUGCUGGGAGAUGUAUCUUAAGGGGUGCCAAGCAUACAACUCCACCCCGGACAGUAGAAAUUAA
Encephalitozoon romaleae SJ-2008 is the source of this 426-nucleotide messenger RNA. RefSeq lists its product as hypothetical. Lineage: Eukaryota; Fungi; Microsporidia; Unikaryonidae. The coding region runs from base 1 to 426 and encodes 141 amino acids. The record is from RefSeq and is a predicted model, not a curated record. The transcript has a single exon.